CUCCAUUAUAAAAAGACCCUUCUCAAAGAGAACAUCGUGUUGUUCGUGAUCCCUUACAAACGUUCCCCAAUCAAAUCUAACCAUGUCUGGCCGUGGAAAGGGAGGAAAGGUAAAGGGAAAGGCAAAGUCCCGCUCCAACCGUGCCGGUCUUCAGUUCCCCGUUGGCCGUAUUCAUCGUCUCCUGCGCAAGGGUAACUAUGCCGAGCGCGUCGGUGCCGGAGCGCCCGUGUAUCUGGCAGCCGUCAUGGAGUACUUGGCCGCUGAAGUGCUUGAGUUGGCCGGAAACGCUGCCCGUGACAACAAGAAGACGCGCAUCAUCCCGCGUCAUCUGCAGCUGGCCAUCCGCAACGACGAGGAGUUGAACAAGCUGCUGUCCGGAGUAACCAUCGCUCAGGGUGGUGUGCUGCCCAACAUUCAGGCCGUGCUGCUGCCCAAGAAGACCGAAAAGAAGGCUUAAACUGUGUAACAAAGCUUCCUUCAUCUCAAACCCAAAACCGUCCUUUUCAGGGCGACAAAUAACUUUGCCAAAGACAUUUUAUUCGAUUUAUGCUGAUAUGGGACAACCAGAAGUAAGAACAUUUUCUAAUAUAGAACGGUGCUUGAAAGUGUGCACAAAAUGUAAAUGAAAAAAUGUGCCUCCUUUGGGCACAAAAAGCAUCAUUUACUGUUUUCAAUUCUCUAACCCUGCGAAUUAUGUAAAAUGCAGCAUAUCAGAAGCGAUGUGUAAAAUUUUCCAGGUAGCUUGGUAAAGCGGGUUGGUUUUACCAUAGCAAAUGCAAGCAGUGAUACCUGUGUGUUGACCUUUUUUCUGCAAACGGUAAAGGACACGUUUACCUGAUUUAUCGUGAACCACGGGAAAAUG
Anopheles merus is the source of this 862-nucleotide messenger RNA. RefSeq names its product histone H2A. The record is from RefSeq and is a predicted model, not a curated record. Gene Ontology annotation, molecular function: protein heterodimerization activity; DNA binding; structural constituent of chromatin. Bases 83 to 457 code for a protein of 124 amino acids. Lineage: Eukaryota; Metazoa; Arthropoda; Insecta; Diptera; Culicidae. Gene Ontology annotation, cellular component: nucleosome. The transcript has a single exon.